AUGCGACUUCGGGUCGGCCCCCCCUCCCGGCCGCUGUCGGUCUGCUGGGCGUCGCCGGUCGAUGCUCAGGGUUUUCUGGGCUCGGUCGCGGCAGAGAUUGCUGCUUGUGGAUCGGAUAAUUUUGUUAAUCUUGGUUGUUUCCCCAACUUCGUCAUCAACGCCGGGCUCUUCUUCAACUUCAGCCCGCAAGGCCCCAACCCAACAGACCCCUCCCGCAGCUUUCCCGACUGGGACCCCGGCUCGACCAUCAACAGCACCGUGACCCCCCUCAACUGCGCCCGCGUCUGCCGCGGCUACGGCUACAAGUUCGCGGCCCUCCGCGACAACACCUGCACCUGCGGCAUUCAGCUGCCCACGGGCUACGAGCCGAGCGGCCCCGCCCUCUGCAACCGCCUCUGCAACGGAGACAACACCCAGACCUGUGGCGGCCUCCUAGACGCUCAGACCUUGGUCGACCCGACCUUUGCGGCGAACGAGCUCGUGCCCAUCACCAACUCGAAUCCGGGCCUUGCUGAGCACUAUCGGCAUCUGGGCUGCUACAAUGCUCCCGACGGGUUCCCUACCCAGGAUGUGAGAGCGUCGGCGUUGGUGGUGGAUAUCGAUGUUUGUUUUAACUUGUGUGCUGGUCUCGGGUAUCCGCUCGUCCACGGCUCCCCGGAAGCGUUCGCUGCCAAUGCGGGGUCGGCAUUCGGUCUUGGGGCCUUCCGUGUCCAUGCUGAGCUGCUGUCCACACCGGGAGUGUGCAACACGACGUGUGAUGCUGGUCCCGAAGAUUGCGUCCAGCGUCUUCGGAGACUGCAGACAUUACAUUCCCAGCGCUGCUGUGGUCAGAACAACAUCUACCCCGUGUACAUCAACACAGAACUGCAAGGCUGCUACACCCCUUUAAUCCCCGGUUUCAAGCGCCUGCUCACCGACCUCCUCUACGAGUGCAACGACAUCCCCAACACUUUAACCGGUCCCCCAACGGUCCUUAACCAGCCGGACUACGACCCGGCCCUCAUCAUCCAGGCCGAGGCGGCGCUGAUCCGGCGGCCGACCAUGCCCGUGCCGGGGAGCCACAGUUUCUAUUUGUAUGGGUGCCUCGGGCUGGGGCCGCUCUGUAUCGGUGGUAUUUUCAAUCCCCUGCUGUCAUUGCUGCUGCCGCCUAUUAGCCCUGCGACGCUGGACUCUUGUGCGGCUGAGUGUGAUCGGAGGGGGUUUAGCGCUUUUGGCAUGGUUAAUGGCGUGUAA
Chaetomium globosum CBS 148.51 is the source of this 1233-nucleotide messenger RNA. RefSeq lists its product as uncharacterized. Gene Ontology annotation, cellular component: plasma membrane. The record is from RefSeq and is a predicted model, not a curated record. NCBI's taxonomy places the organism in Eukaryota, Fungi, Ascomycota, Sordariomycetes, Sordariales, Chaetomiaceae. The transcript has 4 exons. The coding region runs from base 1 to 1233 and encodes 410 amino acids.